Molecule: messenger RNA, 1031 nt
Organism: Nerophis lumbriciformis (worm pipefish)
Lineage: Eukaryota; Metazoa; Chordata; Actinopteri; Syngnathiformes; Syngnathidae
Product: sulfotransferase 2B1-like
Molecular function (GO): sulfotransferase activity
Source: RefSeq, a predicted model, not a curated record
UUUCUCCGGUCGGGCAUCUCUUACGUCAACGUUAAGACACCGGAAGUGUUGCUGGUUGAAUCUCAGCUGGCCAAAACGACAACAGCUGGGAUUGUUUUUCAAUUAUUUGUGCUACUUCCCACUAUGGCGGAGACAGACUUGUACACGGUGUACAAAGGGGUCCCACUGCCCACUCUCAUUCACCCCCCGCACAGUCUGAGGCGCUACGAGACUUUCACUUUUCGACCCGAUGACAUUCUCAUCGUCACUUACCCCAAGUCCGGUACAACUUGGAUGCAGGAGAUCGUGCCCCUCAUCGUGAGCGGAGGAGAUCCUGCUUCAGUGGAGACCCUCCAUAACUGGGACCGUGUUCCUUGGCUGGAGGAGGCUCGUAGUUGCAGUCUCAAUCUUGAUGACAGGCCUUCUCCACGCAUGUUUACCACACAUUUCCACCACAAUAUGAUGCCACCAUCUUUCUUUGAAGUUAGGCCGAAGGUCAUCUAUGUCAUGAGAAACCCCAAAGAUGUCUUUACUUCAACCUUCCAUUAUCAUGGGAUGGCUUCCUUCCUGGUUGACCCUGGGCCACAGAGCGAGUUUCUUCAUAAGUUCCUGAAAGGAGAAGUUAUGUUUGGCUCGUGGUUUGAGCACAUUAAGAGCUGGCUGAAUGACAAAGAGCGAAUAUUCUACAUCUCCUAUGAAGAGAUGACAAAGGAUCUGAAGGACUCUGUGGCUAGAAUUGCUCAGUUCUUGGAGAAAUCUCUGGACAAUGACGUGAUCGAGAAGAUUGCAGAACGGUGCAUGUUUGAGAACAUGAAGAAAAACAACAUGUCCAACUACUCUGCAGUUCCCAGGGAAAUCAUGGACAACACAAAGACUGAGUUUCUAAGGAAAGGAAUAGCUGGAGACUGGAAAAACCAACUAACAGCAGCAGAAGCAGGAUACUUUGAUUCUGUGUAUAAAGACAACAUGAAACAUGUUGAUUACAAGUUUGCAUGGGAUUAAAAGCAAGGUACCAUAUUUGUACUGUACAUUAUGUACGUUGCUUUGUUGCU